Messenger RNA from Microsporum canis CBS 113480, 1767 nucleotides. RefSeq names its product vacuolar protein sorting-associated protein 17. Lineage: Eukaryota; Fungi; Ascomycota; Eurotiomycetes; Onygenales; Arthrodermataceae. Gene Ontology annotation, cellular component: retromer complex; endosome; retromer, tubulation complex. Gene Ontology annotation, molecular function: phosphatidylinositol-3-phosphate binding. The transcript has 3 exons. The coding region runs from base 1 to 1767 and encodes 588 amino acids. Gene Ontology annotation, biological process: retrograde transport, endosome to Golgi; intracellular protein transport. The record is from RefSeq and is a predicted model, not a curated record.
AUGGAUUAUUCCUCGAUAUCUAACGAUCCCGACCAUCCUGCAGACUCGUCACCAUGGGGUUCAACCUCCCCGCGAGCUGCGCGUCCGUUUUCUGCUGGCAGUGAUGUCCCUCCAGCGUUCCCCUCGCAGCAUCAGUCGCCGUACACCACGGAUCACGAAGGGCCAUAUCACCGCAAUGGCGAAGGAGAUGACAACAUCCAAUCUCCAGUCCCAUCAGAUUUUCCCGGUGAUUCUCAUUCUGUAGGCUCUCCAGAGGCCCAUUCAGCGUACCGUCACGAAGGCCAGCAGCAGGAGCACAGGCAGCAACCACCACGAUCACAGGCCCCGUCUAGAUAUCAGACCGGAGCAAGACAGCAAACCAGACAAACCACUCCCAAAUAUAAACUACAAGCAAAGGUUACGGCUCUAGAAAGAACAGGGAAGAAGGAUCCUGUGAUUCGGUUUGAUGUGCAUACAAAUAUUCCAAAGUUUAGAACUACACAAUUUCGAGACGUCCGGAGAACUCAUUCUGAAUUUAUCAAGCUGGGAGAUCACCUUAUAUCGUCCAACCCCGAGGCAUUGGUGCCAGCUGUUCCCCCUCCGCUUACACCCGCAGGCGCCGGCACCGAGGAGGAUGAAGUACGAGUAAAAGCAUCUAUGCAGCGAUGGCUUAACUAUGUAUGUAGCAACGACGUUUUGAUGGUUGAUGAUGAAAUGAUCUUGUUCGUUGAAAGCGACUCCGGGUACAGCCCCGUUGUCAGGAUGAAGCAACCCGCGACGGGUGUGCGAAGAAAGGUCCUAAAGCAAUUUGCUCCACCUCCCGAUGAUACCCCAGAACUGCAUGAUGCACGUCCGGUUGUGAAGCUCUUUUACCUUGCAACUAUGGAGGCUGGUCAGAAGGUGGACCGAGUAGUUAAGGCCAGACGAGCACUUGCUCUUGCGGAGUCUGAUCUUGGGGUAAAGCUUGGGCAAAUGCAUGUACAGGAGACUCAUGCUGGGCUCGCCAAUGCCUAUAAGAAACUAGGCAAGAUCAUCCAAACCACUGGAGACUAUCAUGCUGCCCAGGGGACGGCCGAAGCGACCACUCUCGGCGACCCUCUGAACUACCAUUCUUCAGAUGCCUUCAUUGUGAAGGAAACGCUAACCAACCGGCACAUUUUGCUCCGUGAGCUGAUCCAGGCCCAGCAAACAGCAAACAGUAAGCGGGCUGCGGCAGAUCGCCUGAAGGCCAGUACAUCUGUGCGCCCAGAUAAAGUUGAUGAGGCUAUAAGCGCUCUAGAUGAAGCUCGGGGCCAUGAAGAGUACCUAUUGAAGAAAACCCAGCGGGUAACCAACAAUCUCUUGCAGGAGAAACGCCGUUGGUUUAACCGGACAGCAAACGAUCUGCUAUUCAGCCUUCGUGAAUACACGCUCCGGGAAAUUGAGGCUGAACGCAGAACUCUGAGUACUCUGGAGAGUGUUCGUGCAGAUAUUCGCUCUAUCGACUCUUCCGGAGGUUUGAGCCGUCUAGGUCGAGAGUCCCAUCCCGCUGCUCGCCGAGCGAGCUUGGCCUCCAGCCAGGGCCCGAAGGGUGAUGCUUGGAGUGGCGUUGCUCGUCGGGGGGAUAGUCUAAGCAGAAGCAUUAGCGGAAGUUUUGUGGCUCCCGUACCAGAAAUCGAUGAAGAUGCAAAUGGAAGUAUUCACGGGACAGGCAGAGCAAGAUCUCGCAGUGGGACGAUCAUUGAAGAAGAUGACGACAGAGUCGAUGCCAAAAAUGCUGCAAGCCGCCUAGCCGCCAGCACAUUCUAG